This is a messenger RNA of Ixodes scapularis (black-legged tick), 613 nucleotides long. RefSeq lists its product as uncharacterized. The coding region runs from base 5 to 517 and encodes 170 amino acids. NCBI's taxonomy places the organism in Eukaryota, Metazoa, Arthropoda, Arachnida, Ixodida, Ixodidae. The record is from RefSeq and is a predicted model, not a curated record. The transcript has 2 exons.
GGCCAUGAUCCGGCAGCUGCAAGUCCCGAACGCAGCGGCCUGCGCGACGACGGGCAAUAGACGAGCAGACAGUCUACCUCCGGGACUGUCCGGGCUGCCUUCCGGUCCGGCGGUCCCAGAUCCAGGCGGCGACCGGGGCGAGCCGUCCCGGAUUCCGGACAAGCUGGGAGAGGACCCCGGACCCCGCUGUCCCGAAGAUAAGCGGUCCCGGUUGUCCCACUUCCUCAAGCGCCUCCGGGGCGGGCUUUUGCGACUGCUCCGGUUUCCAAUCCGUGGCCCCCACAAGGACCGGCAGAACAAGCCACGUGGUUCCUGGUGGGACGCGGCCCUGAGUCGCGUCAACAAGAUGGCAUCCAGGAUCCAGGCGCUCGUGCUGGCCCGCGGCGUGUCAAUGGACAGACAGACAGCCCCGGUGUCUCGCUACAACACGCUCCGCUCGGACGACGAGUGGUCCACCACCCUGUCGCCCGUGGAGGUCCCGAGGAGCUGGGAGGGCCCCUGCGGCGCCGCUCUCUGAGGGCUCGCCGCUGUGCAUGCUCGUCGAGGACAUUUUAGCUCGCUCCAAAACGCCGUUUUGAGCCCGUCCAUCGCCCGUCUCUUUCUAAUUAUUUCA